CUGGACACCUUGGUGCCUUUUUCCGAGAUUGGGUUGAAGCCAUGUCGACGGGAAGAACAGGCUCGUCUAGCAAUUCCGGCCGGUCAAGGAAACAUGCCACGACCGCUUGCGAUUAUUGUCGGCAGAGGAAGGUAAAGUGUGACGGAAAAGAAACGCAGUGCUCGAACUGCGAGAACCAUGGCUUUGAAUGUACAUAUAGGUCUGAUCCAGACAAACGCAAAGGCCCGAGGCCAAUCCUCUCCCGCGUACAAGCACUCGAGCAGAUUCUGGUAGAGAAUGGAAUUCCUAUCCCAUCGUGCACGCCAACUUCUACUGAGCAAUCGACUGUACACAAGACUUACUUGACGCCAGCCCAGCCAAUUGCGGCCUCACAUCUGCAGUCCUUUUCGACAGGCUCUCCAACCAUGGAAGAAUGCAUAGAUACCCAUCUGGCUGUGGCCAUUUCGGCAGACCCUUUCGUCACUGAAUUGGAGCAACCUAUGCAUUGUCUCAGAAAUGAUGAGGCAAUAUCAUGGACAUGGGAUGAUGAUGGCAACGCCUCGACUGAGCUUUUUGAUCGGAACACCCAUGAUAACAUACUAGUUCCUGCUGAUGUAUUUCGUGAUCAUCAACCAUACGUGUCAGCCAAUGGCCUGGCAAAUGACCUGCAUAUCCAUGCUAAGCCUAAUUCAGUCUCUGAGGAUGGCUUGGAUUCGUUGGCGAUGCGAGUAGGAUCUCUCCAGGUGGCCGAGGACGGAGAACUACGCUUCUUUGGAGCCACAUCCAAUCUUCAUUUACUACAACAAUGGUGUUCUAAUUCUUCCCACCAUGGAAACAUGAAUACUACACGCAUGGACACCCAAUCUAUCCUUGAAAAGGCUGGACUAGGUCAUAAAAUUCCUAGAGAGCUAGAGGACCAUCUUAUCAAGUUGUAUCUCACCUGGGAAGAUCCCGCCACUCACAUUGUUGAUGGACAGCUUUUCUUUGAAGCUCGAAAUCAAGUCCUAGACCAUCCACAGAAUAUGGGACGAAUGCCCUCCUAUUACUCUGAAUUGCUGGUUAGCGCAAUGUGUGCCGUUGGUGUCGCAUUCACUACUCGCAUAAUUCCCGAGCUUCCCUCGCCGAUGGCCGAAUUUUUUAGCUCUCGCGCCAAAGCCUUGUUGGAAGUCGAAAUGGACAGGCCAAGUGUUUCGACGGUACAAGCACUAGUCGUAUUGAGUGCGCACGAAGCGGCAUUCACUAGGGAUGCUCGAGGGUGGUUGUACAGUGGGAUGGCGAUAAGACUGGCUGUCGAUCUCGGACUGCACUUGGACGUCGAGUCUUACGUAGCGACUGGCAUGAUGAGCAGGGCAGAGGCUGAUGUACGACGGACAACUUUCUUUGGGGUCUACAUUCUGGACAUAUAUUGGAGCUACUACAUGGGCCGCCCGCCGAUGAUGAAUGCGGUGAAAGCAACAAUCUCUAUACCCGAAAUCGAUGACGAUCUAAAGUCAUAUAGGCAAUGGCAAUCAUAUAUGGAGGAACCAUAUAUUACGAUGGACCCCGGCCCAUCAUGGACAGCUACCGAUGCUGUAUGGACACAAUGCAAAUAUACCAUAUCCUUAUGCGGAAUCAUGGAAUCAUUGCGAGAGGCGCUGUAUACCCCCAUUCCCAUGUCCCCGAGCACCCGAAUCCUCCAUGUUACGGAGUGUACAGAAAACCUGGCUAGAUGGUUUGAUGAACUACCGCCGUCGCUACGGAUUGACCUCGAUGAUUCGAGCAAGAUACAUCUGCCCCAUAUUAUACAGCUCAACAUGCAAUAUCACGAAAUCUUGAUCUUCGCCAAUCAUCCCUUUGCCAUCAAUACCAGGCUCAAUAUCCCCCAUAUGCAAGACAUAGCUCAUAUAUGCAGAACAUCUGCAUCCGCUAUCGCGCAACUUCUAAAGGUAUACGAGCGACAAUGGGGACUCUUCCGUGUUAAUAUCCAAGCCGUAAAGAUCGUCUUCUCUGCGACUUUGGUUCAUUUGUAUACCAUCUACGACAAUACUUCAACGAUUGACCAUGCGAACCAGGCUCUCGAGGACUUGAAAAUCUGUUGCCAUGCCCUGUGUCAGUUCUCUCGUAGUUGGCAUAACGCAUUACGCGCCCUUCAGUUUAUCGUAUUAUUAAAAGAAGAUAUGAAAAAGAAAGCCGCUUCCACACAGUUGCAAAGUUCCAUUUUUGGAAACCAUGAGGCGAACUUCAAAUGGCAGAUGUUGGAAGUAGCAUUAAAGGAAGUAAAGGAAACACAGCAGAAGCGACAGGCUGAAUUUAGCAAUGCCUCAUGGAUGGAAGAAUGGUCUGUCCUUAGUUCGUCUUUAAAAGGCGAUCCGUUUGCCUGUACAUUGAGAAAGUAA
Messenger RNA from Talaromyces proteolyticus, 2354 nucleotides. RefSeq names its product fungal-specific transcription factor domain-containing protein. The transcript is spliced from 10 exons. NCBI's taxonomy places the organism in Eukaryota, Fungi, Ascomycota, Eurotiomycetes, Eurotiales, Trichocomaceae. Gene Ontology annotation, molecular function: DNA-binding transcription factor activity, RNA polymerase II-specific; zinc ion binding; DNA binding. Gene Ontology annotation, biological process: regulation of DNA-templated transcription; DNA-templated transcription. The record is from RefSeq and is a predicted model, not a curated record. Bases 42 to 2354 code for a protein of 770 amino acids.